GCCCAGGCCCCCGCCAGGCCAGCCAAGCAGCGCCCGCCUCCGCCACCACAAAGGAACAGCCUCUGCCUCCUCCAUCUCUGCUCUGCGCUGCCUGCACGUCUAUUUGACUCCGAUCUCUGAAUUUCAUUUCCGAUCUGCCUGCAACGCAACAGAGACGACGACUUAGAACGGACACUCCCACAAUCAUCUUCCGGUGCUUCUUAAAACCUCACUUCACCCGCCCGCUUCCCUUGAUUCUCCCCUUCCAGGUGGCCAGCCUUACUGCUACUCUUCACUUCUUGUUCGAGGCUAUAUCAACCAAGAAAGCUUCUCGGAGAGAGAAAGAGAUUGAGAGAGAUACACACACAAGCAGGACGUUGAGGGAGACGAUUCAUUGUUGCGCUGUUCAUGAAAAGAAAGAGUUCCUUGUUGAGAUCCUUUUGCAACCGGAGCUACAUUGCGUGGACGUGCGCGUCCGCUGGAGUUUCUCUUUUCUUUUCAUCGAGUUUCUUCUGGGAAGCAGUGUUGCAUCCGUUGCACUGGACGUCGAGGAGCUCUGCCGAUUCAUUUGUGUUUGUUCCAAGGAGUUCCAAGGAGCUCCGCGGAGAAGUCUGUGGUAAUACCGAGGAGGCAUGAAUUGAUCCUCCGUGGAAUUUCGGCAGCUGCUAUGGUCGGGUUCUAAUUGCCAGGCGCUGAGUGGCUCGUAUCAGGGGAUUGCGUUGGAGUUGCGGUCGCUGCCUCGUCCACAUUGGUCAUAUUCUGUUCCCGAUUUGCACAACCAGAUGUAACUUGGCCACAAUUGAUUUAGCUCCAUCUUUCUUGCUGAGAGGUUGGUAUGGUGGUACUGCCGUGGGUACCGCAACAACACGUGAGAGUCCUGAGUCGCGCGUGAAAGGCAACGAUACUGCGGGCUCUUUAUAUGUAUCAGACUUUGUACCGAGUUGGAAGUUCUUUGAUAGCCCGAUGAGAGAUACAAGCCAUUGUCGAUUAUAAAUGUGCUUCCACACCAUCCUUUGCUGCAGCUGGGAUGUCAUCGAUGACAUCGCAUAGUCUCAAUGCCGCGGGAUUUGUUUUCACUGACGAGUGUCGAAGAAAAAGCCUGGAGUAAUUAAAUCGGUGGAAAUUUGCGCUACCUGCGGAUGUUUUGCGUAGCAUUUGUGGUCGAUUACCAAGGCUCCGCAGUUGAGACGAAUCCAGCGUAUCAAUUAUCCCAUACGUCGAAUCUCGAGGUGAGCGCACGAGGGUCGAAGUGAGGCGCCAACCCCAAGUUCGUCAUGUGUGCUUUGUCGUAGUCCGUCGGUGCUCCAAUACCUGUCCUGCGCACGCCUGUGCUAAGGUUGAGAAUGACAGGUGGAGUGGAGAGUGCAAGGCGGUUGCGGCCGCGUUCUUGCAGCUCCAUAUCGGGCAAAUGCUUGGAUGAAGUGAGGCAGACUAGAGCAGCAGCCAAACGAUCUGCCAUGGAGGAAACCGCUUCGAAACCUGGAAGUAGUGCAGUGCACCCUAGGAAGCGAGCCGGCAUGCAGCCGGUGAGGAAGCGUGCUGCCCUGUCGAACAUCACGAAUCAACAGAGUGUUGUUCAGUGCGUGGGUCCCGGGAACGGGACGGUGGACGUGAGGGUUGUGGGAUUGAAAGCUGAUCAGGAGUGCCGAGGAGAUGAGAAUGCGCAUCCUGGAAUCCCAGCGCAAGGGGCCGGUGAAGGGAAGGGACAGGGGGCGUCGUUGGAUUGCGAAGCCGAGUGUGGUCCAAGGAGUAACUCGGAAGCGGUGGCCUCUUUGGAAAGGCGAACUGUGCAAAACCUGCACAUAUCUCAGGAGGCUAAGGAUCGGGUGAAGCAAGGGGACCUUUUCAGCGACAAGAGCUGCUCAGAAACAUCGGAGUGGUCGAGCGGGGAGCUCUGCUAUGAAGACAUCGACAAUGAUCAUUGUGACCCUCAAAUGUGCAGCAGUUACGCCACAGAUAUUUAUGAGCAUCUGCGUAUGGCUGAGAUGAAAAGGCGACCGUCGGCGAACUUCAUGGAGUCAAUUCAGCAGGACGUGAAUCCGACGAUGAGAGGGAUCCUGGUAGAUUGGCUGGUGGAGGUGCGGCAUGUUGCCGGAGAAUACAGAUUGGUUCCCGACACGCUGUACUUGGCGGUGUCGUACAUCGAUCGAUAUCUUUCUGCACAAGUGGUGACCCGACAACGGCUUCAGCUGCUGGGUGUGGCUUGCAUGCUGAUUGCUGCGAAAUACGAAGAGAUAUGCGCUCCCCAGGUGGAGGAGUUUUGCUACAUUACGGACAGCACGUACUGCCGGGAAGAGGUGUUGGAAAUGGAGAGGGGGGUGCUGAACGUGCUGAAGUUCGAGCUGACGACUCCGACGACGAAGAGUUUUCUGAGGCGGUUCGUGAGAGCGGCCCAAGCAAGCUGCAAGGGUCCGAGUCUGGUUCUGGAGUUUUUGGGGAACUACCUGGCUGAGCUGACCCUGGUGGAGUACGGAUUCUUGCCAUUCCUUCCUUCCAUGAUAGCGGCGUCUGCGGUGUAUCUAGCCAAGUUGACUCUGGACUCGUCGACAUGUCCGUGGGAUGCGACGUUGCAACACUACACGGGGUACAGGCCAUGGGAACUGGAGCGUUGUGUGCGAGCCAUGCAUGAGCUGCAGCGGAACACGAAGAGCUGUUCCCUUCCUGCCGUUCGGGAGAAGUACCGACAGCACAAGUUCAAGUGCGUGGCAACGCUGGUUCCACCCGCCGCUCUCACAGUGGAACACUUCAGGGAGCUGGAAUGAGGAGCGGUGGAUGGUAGCCCAGUCGGUCGGCGGUGCGAGUGAACGAGCGAGGAAACAGGCACGAAGAGCGCGGUCGGGGCGCAAAGCGACAAGAAAAGUGGAAUGCAAGGCUGCGGAGGCCCUGAUGAAGGAAAGCUGCGGUGGGCGCUGGCAUUGAGCUCCGUGCAGGCGUCGAACGGGAGCCCUGGAGUGGAAAGAGUGAUGAUGAGGGCGAGGCUUCCUGGUGAUUCAGUUGGGCGUAUGAUAGUGAAACCUGUGGACGCGGGCUUGGAAAGCUGUGAUUGUCGAGGGAUGACACGAUGGUUGUGGAGGGCAUGGGUAGUGCACAUGGCGCGCGAGUGCAAUCCAGGGUGAGGCAUGGCAGAUGGGUGGAUGAGUAUGGGGUCGUGCAAUUGGGCACGGGUGUGGUUGCACGGGGAACGAUGGCGUCGGGAGGGUGGUGCGGUCGUAGCACAUGAGAUGGAAAGGUCUGAUUGUAAAAGCAUGUAAACUGAUGGGGGUGCAGUUGAGGAGGGGUUUUGAAGCGGGAAACGAAGCAGCAUUCGACGUUGGAAUGAACCGGGGUGGAGUAUUGGGGGCGGCAGGCUGAGCAAGUGUAGAGGUUAGCGGUUGGAUUGGAGUGGGGGUGGGGGUGGGUGUGGGGGUGGAGGUGGGGCGCAGGUCGAGAGUUGAUGAAGGGCAUUCAUGGUGUAGGCGGCGCACUUCUUGUGUGGUGCGAGAUGAUGACAGGAAGGGUUAAGUUGGAUUGACUGUUUGUUUGAGAAGAGAGUUGUAAGAUAUAGUCAGGUCUGGUGCCCUGUUAGUGAAGGGUGUUGAUUGAGGAGGAAUGUCGUUCUUAUGAUGGAUGUGAAAGGGAGCAGUCUCUCAUGUCACAUCUUGCAUGAGGGUAAAUCAUGAGUUGCAGGUUAUUUUGUACAAUGUUUGAGUGCGGUAUGUGUCAUGUAUAUGAGUAGUAUGUUAUGGAAUUGAUUUUAAAGUGGGUUGUCUAAAGUGACUGCGGAACUUACUUAAGUAAAGAAGUUGGGUACUUAGAACAAUGGUAUGGCUUAAUCGAUAUUGGAAGUUUAGUGGAUCCAAAAUUUCAAGUA
Physcomitrium patens is the source of this 3829-nucleotide messenger RNA. RefSeq names its product cyclin-A1-4. Gene Ontology annotation, biological process: mitotic cell cycle phase transition. The record is from RefSeq and is a predicted model, not a curated record. Lineage: Eukaryota; Viridiplantae; Streptophyta; Bryopsida; Funariales; Funariaceae. Gene Ontology annotation, molecular function: cyclin-dependent protein serine/threonine kinase regulator activity.